GUAGGCUUUGUCAAACUUUCUGCAUAUCUUCAACUAACUCCUCAGUCUUUUGUCUUCCUAAACCUUCAAUCUUAAAAAUGUCUAACAUUCAUCCACUCAGAAUUCACUGCGUGUUGUCUUCUAAUCAACGCUACAUCUCUCAAUCUUCUGCCCGUUUGCCUCCCCAAACUCGCUGCCUCAGAUUCAGCGGUCGCCCUGUGCCCAUAUUACUCCGGCGGAAUGUUGGCCUUCUGCCUCGAGCCGAAGACAAAGCCAGAGGCUCUUCAAUUUCCACUCAAGAAUCGUCUCAACCUCUGGAAUUUACACCUUCCUCCGAAGCAUGCGAUCCACUGUGUCCUGUUGAUGAAACGAGCUUGCAAGAUUCUGAACCCAGUUACUAUUCAAAGACAGAUUUACUUAAAGCUAUUUCAGUUUUUGCCGCAGCAGCUACAGGAGCUGUGGCUAUAAAUCAUUCUUGGGUUGCUGCAAAUCAGGUUCCAAACAAAUCCUACAAUCAAUUUCCCUUUCAAAAUUUCUUGUUGGGUUGAUCAGAUAUCCUACUUCAGGAUAUUGCAAUGUCAUUGUUAUUUGCGAUUGGAUAUGUUGGCAUAAUAUUUGAAGAGUCUCUUGCCUUCAACAAGAGCGGGAUAGGACUUCUUAUGGCUGUUAGCUUGUGGGUUGUGCGGAGCAUUGGGGCCCCUUCAACUGAUGUAGCACUUUCAGAGCUCUCACAUGCUACUAGUGAAGUUAGUGAAAUACUGUUCUUUCUGCUUGGUGCCAUGACAAUUGUAGAGAUAGUUGAUGCUCACCAAGGUUUUAAGAUGGUUACAGAUAGCAUUACUACUCGCCAGCCAAAAUCUCUGCUUUGGGCGGUAGGUUUCCUGACCUUUUUUCUUAGUUCAAUCCUUGACAACCUAACAACUACAAUUGUGAUGGUGUCCUUGUUAAGGAGGUUGACACCUCCAUCAGAAUAUCGAAAACUUCUUGGUGCGGUUGUGGUGAUUGCUGCAAAUGCUGGAGGAGCAUGGACUCCAAUUGGUGAUGUUACAACCACUAUGCUUUGGAUUCAUGGUCAAAUAACCACACUACCAACAAUGAAGGGGCUAUUUUUGCCAUCAUCAAUCUCUCUAGCUGUUCCAUUAGCUUUAAUGUCUCUGGGGAGUGAAGUGAAUGGGAAGGAACAUAAUCCUGCAGAAGAUGUUUUGGCUGCUGAAAAGAUGGCCCCACAGGGACAGCUUGUUUUAUUUGUUGGAAUAGGUGCUUUAGUUUUUGUACCAAUAUUCAAGGCCUUAACAGGGUUGCCCCCUUACAUGGGUAUGGUUCUUGGGCUUGGAGUGCUUUGGAUCCUAACUGAUGCUAUUCACUAUGGUGAAUCUGAAAGACAGCAUUUAAAAGUGCCACAAGCUUUGUCACGCAUCGAUACUCAAGGAAUUCUUUUUUUCCUUGGAAUCCUUCUGUCUGUGAGCAGCCUUGAGGCAGCAGGUAUUUUGAGAGAAGUGGCAAAUUACCUUGACACCCAUGUUCAAAAUGUUGAGCUUAUUGCAAGUGCGGUAGGGGUGGUAUCUGCAAUUAUAGACAAUGUUCCACUGGUUGCAGCCACAAUGGGGAUGUAUGACCUCUCCUACUUUCCUAAAGAUUCAGAGUUCUGGCAACUGGUAGCAUAUUGUGCUGGUACAGGUGGGUCCAUGUUGAUUAUAGGCUCUGCAGCUGGAGUUGCUUUUAUGGGGAUGGAGAGAGUUGACUUCUUUUGGUAUCUCAAGAAGGUCAGUGGAUUUGCUUUUGCUGGUUAUGCUGCUGGAAUUGCUGCAUAUCUGGCUGUUCACAAUCUGAACCUUUCUGAAGUUCCUUUCAUUCCUGGUUCAUGAAUUGAUUACAGAAGGAUGUCAACCACUCAAUUGUAUAGGCAAAAUCUCCACCUGAUGGGAAGCAAAUUUUCCAUAGGAAAGCCUUUGCUUGAAGAUAAAAGGGUCAAAUGAUGUUGAUCAAAUGAUCACUAAUACCCCUUUAUUUAGUUGUACAAGAUUCUACAUAAGAAAAUGUAAUUUUGCCAACAGCAGACUUAACUAUUCCAAGUAUUUAUUGUUCGUGAUUUAUGUACGUAAGUACGUUGAUGUACAAUAUGUUGUGAUGUAAGAUACGGUCUUAAUACAAUAAUUCUUAGGCGUUAUAAACUUCUUUUUAAAAAA
This is a messenger RNA of Cuscuta epithymum, 2165 nucleotides long. The record is from the annotation of a GenBank genome assembly. NCBI's taxonomy places the organism in Eukaryota, Viridiplantae, Streptophyta, Magnoliopsida, Solanales, Convolvulaceae.